GCUUUCAUGUUACUGCAGCGCCGGGAGCGGGAGAAGGUCAUCUCCUUCAAUCUACAGAGCAGUAAAAAGAACUUGUUUUUUAUCCGAACCGGUUUUAGACACACACUACGGUAGUUAUUAACUAAAAUAUGCUGCUUUUGUGAACAUAUUUGAGCGCAAAGAAGACAGAAGGCGGUCAUUAUCACUCCUACACGCGUCUCUUUCUGUCGCACUGUCUAUGGUCGCACUCGGAGCGGUGAAAGCGGGAGCAGAUUUCGGGACAACUUUUCCAGGGAAUUUUGAGUUUUUUGAGUGUCCCUCCGACUCUACUCGGGCUGGAUAUGUCUCCUUCACGGUCUAUAUUGCUGGUGGGAGAAGGGAACUUCUCGUUUUCUGCCUCUGCCAGUCAGCUGUACUCGGAGUCAGAGACCAGCAUAACGGCCACUUGUCUGCAGCAUCAGGAGGAGGCACUGCGGCAUGAAGGUGCAGCCAGCAACAUCCAGACCAUCAAGGACUCAGGUGGAACUGUGCUUUUUGAGGUGGACUGCACAAAGCUGGAGGAGUGUGCCUCCCUGCAGGGCCGUGUGUUUGACCGUGUGGUGUUUAACUUUCCUCACUGUGGGAGAAAGAGUGGGGUUAAAAAGAACAGAGAACUUCUCAAAAACUUCUUCCUCAGUUGUGUUCAGGUGUUGGCUGAAGACGGGGAAGUUCAUGUUUCCUUGUGCAACGGGCAGGGCGGGACACCAGCGGACCAGCCGAAGCGAGAGUGGCACAACAGCUGGCAGGUGGCUGCCAUGGCAGCAGAAGCACAUCUAAUCCUCAGUGCUGUCCACCCUUUUGAAAGUGAGAGAUACCACAACUACAAGUGCACUGGAUACAGGAGCCAGGAUAAGGGCUUUCAUGUGGAGAAAGGUUUGCUCCAUGUGUUCUCUCGUGGCCUCCCCUACACCUCUGGUCAGACCCUUAAGGUGGAGGAGGCUGUUGAAGGGGAGAAAGUUCAGUACAACAUCCCAGCUGAGCUCAGUGAUUUCAUAUUCAGGAGAUUUCUCUGCCCAGACUCUGUCCACCCUGUCAAGUUGGUGCAGGAUUUUGUUCUCGAAGGACUGGCGGAGAAGUGGUCGGUCUCCAUGACGACAGAGACCAUUCCCUAUCUCCUCACGGCCAAACAGCUGCAGACAUGCUGCUGCGACAGCGAUGGUACACACUGCUACUGGAUCCACCUGCUUGAGAAAGAUUUCAGCUCAGACGCUCAAACCUCUACAGAAAGAGAAGAAGAUCAGGGAUGUGCAGACGCAAGAGAAACUCCAUCAGCCUUGUAUGCUACCUCAGAGAAAGUGGACAGGAUGAGGAGCAAAGGAGUUGAGUGCUUAAGGUCAGCGUGCUCUAUUGAUGUCGACCCUGAAGGGGAAAGUGGUCUUUAUUUGCUGCGUCCAUCACUGCUCCCUCAGAUGGAAGAGCUUUUAACUAAAAAAGAGAAGUUAAUUGACAAUGCAGGGAGUAAUGAGGAGAAUAAUGAAAGUGAAGGGAACAGGAAGGAUGAGGCCAGCGAGGGCUGUAAUGGUGUUACCAGCCUAUUUGGUGUAAGUGGCGUGGUGUUCAGGAAUGUGCCCAUCAGCCUCUGGUCUCUGCCUGCCUAUCACGAGCUUCUCCUCAGAGGUGUUUCCACUCCAGAAAAGGACCCAGUUAAAUCGCUUGGACAUAAGCUGGAAACGCUACUUGCUCCAUAUGGGGUUUCCCUGGUAGCAGAACAGGGAGGUCUGCGUCUGAUGGCACAGCCGACGGGUUUAGUUGGUAAACUGUUUGCAAGCGACAACAAUGUCAGCAUCACUGUGUCCCUAAACCUGGACCUCCUCGCUGUGCUCCUGUUCUCACUCCCUGACUGGCGGCUGCUGUGGUCACAUGAUCCACGUUUCCUAAAACAGUUUUCCCUCCGCCCAUCGCCAGGGACCCCUUUUGGCCCGUUUUCCCUCUUUCCCGAACACUUCAGCUUUGACAUCAGCUUCUGGACGGGGCCUAUAUGGGAGGAGAAGAAGUUCCAUGCCGUGGUCCGAGAGGCCAGCCGUGGGACCGUGGAGCAAGUUAAACUCAUCGAUAUGUUCUCCCAUCCUGACCUGAGCCAGACCAGCUACUGCUACAGACUCAUCUACCACUCACACACACACGCUCUGUCACACACACAAGCCCUCCAGUUUCACCAGCACUUGGAGUCUUUACUUUCCUCUCGGUUGCAGGUGACCAUCAGGUACCUCUCGAAGCGCGACUCGGGAGCAGCAUCGGUAAACAUGGCGGCCAAGGCGCUCCGGCAGCGAACCAGGCGAGGCAGCAGACAAGACGCAAACAACGUGAAUAUCUCCGCCGAAGCUCGGCCACCGAAAGAGGAGAAAGUCAGCGAUGACAGUAAAAUCGCAGAGACUCGGCAAGAGUCAAUCAGUCGUGGAGGGCAGGUUUGGGCUCCAGAAGGUUCUACUGCAUUUAAAUGCCUGCUCUCAGCACGUUUCUGUGCCGCUUUGCUCAGCAACAUCUCAGACUGUGACGAGACGUUCAACUUCUGGGAGCCUAUGCACUACCUGCUGUACGGCACAGGAAUGCAAACAUGGGAAUAUUCUCCGUUGUACGCCAUCAGGUCCUAUGCUUACUUAUGGUUACAUGCUCUCCCUGCUUGUUUGCACGCCCAUGUUCUGCAGACAAACAAGGUGUUGGUGUUCUACUUUGUACGAUGUGUCUUAGCAUUCUCCUGCUGUGUCUGUGAACUCUAUUUCUACAAGGCAGUUUGUAAGAAGUUUGGCUUGCACGUGGGCCGUCUGAUGUUGGCAUUCCUCGUCCUCAGCACGGGAAUGUUCUGCUCAUCUGCAGCAUUCCUUCCUUCCUCUUUCUGCAUGUAUACGACACUGGUUGCCAUGACGGGUUGGUUUCAGGACUCGACGGCGUUAGCUGUUUUGGGCGUGGCUGCCGGUGCCAUAAUUGCAUGGCCGUUCUCUGCUUUGGUUGGGGUUCCAAUUGCCUUCGAUCUGCUCGUGUUAAAGAGGGAGUGGAAAAGUUUUAUCACCUGGUCAGCUGUUGCUCUGCUUGUGCUGCUGGUACCUCUGAUGGCAGUGGACUCUUUCUUUUAUGGCAAAUUGGUCAUAGCACCACUCAAUAUUCUACUGUACAAUGUCUUUACACCACAUGGACCUGAUCUUUAUGGCACAGAGCCAUGGCACUUGUACUUUGUAAAUGGCAUCUUGAACUUCAACCUGGUGUUUGUGUUGGCUCUGUUUUCCCUCCCGCUCACUGCUCUCAUGGAGACUCUGUUGCACAGGUUCAAUGUGCAGAACCUGGGCCGUCCAUACUGGCUGACUCUGUCUCCCAUGUAUCUCUGGAUGUUGGUUUUCUUCACUAGACCUCAUAAAGAGGAACGUUUUCUCUUUCCCAUCUACCCUCUCAUCUGCCUCAGCGGGGCAGUAGCCCUCUCCUCUUUACAGAAAUGCUACCACUUUCUGUUCCAACGAUAUCGACUGGAGCACUACACUGUCUCUUCCAACUGGCUGGCUCUGAGUGCAGUCGUGGUCUUCACAGUGUUGUCGCUGUCUCGUUCUGUUGCCCUCUUCAGAGGCUACCAUGCCCCUCUGGACCUGUACCCAGAGUUUCACCGCAUCGCCAAGGAUCCAACUCUACACUCAGUUCCUGAGGGCAGACCGGUCAGUGUGUGUGUCGGCAAAGAGUGGUACCGCUUCCCAAGCAGCUUUCUUCUACCGCACAACUGGCAACUGCACUUCAUUCAGUCUGAAUUUAAGGGGCAGCUGCCUCAGCCGUAUGCCUCUGGUCCUCUGGCCACACAGAUCAUCCCAGACAAUAUGAACGAUCAGAACCUGGAGGAACCAUCCAGAUAUGUGGAUUUAAGGCAGUGCCACUAUCUAGUGGACCUAGACGUAGAUGAAGAGACACUGCUUGAGCCACGUUAUUCAGCCAGCAAAGAGGAGUGGAACAUCAUUGCUUAUAAGCCUUUUCUACAAUCAUCAAGGUCGUCUCCUCUUCUCAGAGCGUUCUACAUCCCGUUCAUAUCAGACCGUCACACCACCUACGGGCGCUACGUCAUCUUGAAACCACGGCGGCAGAAGCAGCCUCGUAAGCGGAGCCAUGGCUGACCUUUAAGCCUCCACCUGACCCCAAGGACAACAUCCUAACGAGGAGUCAGUCGCUUCCCCUUGAAACAGCUGGUAUUUGUGUGUCAGUGUGCAUGUGAUUUGAAGUAUUUGUCUCAUGAAACAUUCAAAGGUAUCAGACCCUUUAAAGACAUUAAGUCUGCUUUUGGGCUUGUGUGUGUGAGUGAGAGUGACAACAAAUGAGAGUGAAGAGAAAACAGUGCGUAUGAAGGUGUGCUUGGCAGAUAUCAGCUGGACAUGUUAUCUGAUUUUGUAUGUCUGUGUGGAAAUGGAUGUCUUACAAGGGAUGCACACUGCAAGAUUUUACUUGAAUUCAUUCCAGAACAGCACACAGAACAAUAAGUAUUUUCAUGCUGCACUUGGAAAUGUGGCCUGAAUAGAAGAAUAUAUCUGACCAAUUUAUGUGAAAAAUCUUGUAGUGUUGGCUUGUCCGCACUCAGACAGUAUCUUGUUGUGUGCUCCGUUAGGUGUGAGUGGUGGAAUUGAGUGAAAGCGAGGAUGUGUUAUUAAUUUAACUUGAAAUGUUAAUAAAAACAUGAUUGACUGUGA
Messenger RNA from Amphiprion ocellaris (clown anemonefish), 4670 nucleotides. RefSeq names its product ALG9 alpha-1,2-mannosyltransferase (gene alg9). Gene Ontology annotation, cellular component: endoplasmic reticulum membrane. The coding region runs from base 321 to 4103 and encodes 1260 amino acids. Lineage: Eukaryota; Metazoa; Chordata; Actinopteri; Pomacentridae. The record is from RefSeq and is a predicted model, not a curated record. The transcript has 21 exons. Gene Ontology annotation, biological process: protein N-linked glycosylation; rRNA base methylation. Gene Ontology annotation, molecular function: alpha-1,2-mannosyltransferase activity; rRNA (uridine-N3-)-methyltransferase activity.